GGAGUUUGUACUUUGACGGGCAAGGGGAGGUCACUCUAAAAUCAAACUGACCACGGAACCGAAAGUAAGGCGCGAAGUUAACAAGGUGUUAGGUUCCAGCUGGACGAAUCUUGUCGAAAGAUCAGGUGUGUCCUUCAGUAGUGGCUCUUUGAGAGAAGAUGGCAGCAGGAGGCGACACCGACAGCCGUGACCAGGCCGUCAUCUGCAGCAUCUGUCUGGAGGAGUACAUUGACCCUAAGCUGCUGCCUUGUUUUCACACCUUCUGUGUGGAAUGCCUGGAGCAGCAUGCUGGCAGGACAACCACCAAUGGACAUUUCCCCUGCCCACAGUGUAGGCAAAGUGUCAAGAUACCAGGAAAAGGUGUCCAAGGAUUUCAGACUAAUUUCUACAUCACCAAUAUCAGGGAAAUGGGUAAAACCAACUCAUCUGAAACUAAAAAGAAUAUCAUCCCAAAGUCACAGAGUGUAUGUAACAUCUGCAAGAAUGGUGUAGCUAAAUUUGAAUGCAGGACGUGUCGCAAGAAUCUCUGCAAUGGCUGUAAGAAGAGUCAUAAGAAGCCAAAGUCUCACAGGAACCAUCACGUGGUUCUCAUCCAAGAAGAAUCAGCUGCUGCAGAAGCUGGUGAGUACCUGCUGUGCCCGAAGCAUCAUGCCAGGGGAGAGAUCCUCGUCUACUUCUGUCUCCGUUGCAAUGUCCCUAUAUGUAUGUCUUGCAAGCUGACUGCCCAUGAAGGACAUAGGUCAGAGGAUCUGGAGGACAGAAUCAACACAAUCAAGAAAGAUCUUCGUGAAUGCAACUUUGAGGCUCAGAGAAUGUGUCAUAGUCUGGAGGAUUUGAAGGAUAAAGGUGUGAAGAUGGAGGUGAGAUGCCAGGGGAAGGUAGACGAAGUGAUGGAACAGAUCAGUAAUGACUGGGAGACUGUCCUGAAGAUAGUCACUGUCCGUUCCAAGUGUUUGGAGGGCAAACUGCAGAGGAGAGCAAUGUCCAGUUUUGAAACCAUCUCCACACAUCUUGAAACAAUUGACAUGGGUCUCAAGCAGCUGGAUGAAGUGAAGAACAAAAUUACAAAUACUCUGGAGAAGGGUUCCUACCAGGAGAUGCAGGAUAAUCGCAGAGAACUAAAGAAAAGACUUGAUAGCCUGAAGAAAGAUCUUCCUGGCCCACUUGAGGUUAGUUCUGACUUUGCUUAUGAAACAUCCAGAUCUGAUAGAUCACGAGUCACACAGAUCGAUGCAGUGCUAGGCAGGCUCAACACUUAUGUUGCUGAAUCUGACAGAGGUCUUGUGCCAAGAGGAACUAAACUUUUAGCCACAUUUAGAGUACCAAAAGGGAAUUUGAAAGCAAGAUCUCUUGCUUCAUCUAAAACAGGAAUAAUAGUAUGUUAUGAUCCUUGUUUGAGUGAGUUAGAUAUUGUGAGCACCACUGGUUCUAUGAUAAAUACACUCAGUAUUAACUUUGAAGUGAGCUCGGUUACUGUCAGUGAAUCAGGAUCAGUGUUUCUUGCCUCAGGGUCAAAGAAGCUCAUCCAGAUACUGAUGGUAGAUCUAUAUCAUAUGCAUCUGUUGCCACUGGCUGAGGAUCUCCCGAUAGCUCCUUCAGCAAUCACUACAACAGAGGAAACCAUUGUCGCCAUUGGCUCAUCCAAAGCAUCAAAGGCUGGUAUCAUCAACAUUCAGAGAGAUGGAGGCCAUGUAUCGUGGGUGUUCAACGACGAGAAGGGAACCGUGUUCAAGAAACCGGCAGAUGUCGCCUUAUGGAGCAAAGGCAAUCGGUCCAUGGUAAUAGUAACAGACCCCAAUGCUCACAGGGUUGUAUUUCUGUCCAAGCAGGGAUGCAGUUACCACAUCACCAAGAUCUACAGUGGUGAAGGUCUGCACCAUGAUGAAGAACAGUUCUGCCCUCACGGAGUCUGUGUGGACAAACUAGGCAACAUCUUGGUGGCCGACACGUCCAGUCAGGCUGUCAUUCAGCUCAGCUGGAAGGGGAAACUGAUGGAUGACCACACUCUCAUGUUUGACCAAGGAUUCAUACCCAAGUCUCUUGCAUCCACACCAGAGUGUAACCUCAUCGUGGGUAGUAGUGGCGGUAUGGUCAAGGUGAUCAAACGGGCUAACCCAUGACCACUGUUUAUUCACAACUCAAAUUCCCUGAAAAUGUGUUACUUUGACAACCAGUUAUUCUGGUUUUAUGAAUGCUUAUAUUCAUUUUGCAUGGUUCUCUAUGGCCCUCUUGUCUGAGACUGGCGGAAACUCAAAAUGUAUUAAGGCCAUUUUUUUAUGUUUCUUGGUUUAUUGAUAAACAGUUGAAAGUAGUGGUAAACCCAACUUGCUCAUCUUGGUGGUCUGAAUGUCAGUGUACCUCAGUAGCAUAUUGAUUCUUCCUCAGUAUUAGUUAAAAACAUGCCAUCCUGAUCCACCAGAUACAUUACUGUUCAGGAUGUGAGAAGUAUUUCUAGAAUGGUUAUCCUGCGAAUGUUGAAAUUAAAUGCAUACUUUUUAAUAAGGCUUACUAUCCAGUUUCGUAAACUUAGGAGUAUCCCUGAAUAUUGGUGACCUUUGGACACAGUUUUGAGUUUGGAGUGUUUCGUUUCUCACUACCUUGGGUAUUUUGGGUGAGAAUAGGUUCCUUGUAACCUAGACUUGUAAGAGGCGACUAAAUGGAUCCUAUGGUCAGGCUCAGUGGCAUCAGUUGCAGAGCAUGGUACUUUGCUCAUAUGGUAAUUACAGGUAACCAUGGUAACUGUUUGUCUGACAGUUGAUUAUGUACGGGCUGCUUUGAGCUGGAAUAUUGCUGACAGAAACGUAAAACAACACACACAUCUUUCUUACAUCAAUGUUGUUUGCAAAGCAUAUGUUGCUGCAAUGUUACUUUGGGCUGAAAACCUGGGUCCUCGAAGUCACUCGUGUCCUGACACUGUUUGUAGUUCCACUUAUGCAAAUAUUGUUGGAUUGUGAAAUUAUUUUACAAAAUCGUUUUUGAUACAGACAGGUCAGAUCAUGUCACCUGAAUCCUUGUCAAAUGUUUAUUGUUUUGAUUUUAUUUAUGUAUGACCAGCUCUUAGACCUCAAAUCUAAUAACCUGCCAAAGCAGUGUGUAUAGUCUGAACAAAUGUUAUGUUAAAGUGACUAAAACGGCUGAGGGGGUUGUUCCCAGAUUAUUGAUUGUAAACUUGUAACAUGUAAAUCAUGUUAUCUGAUCAUGGUCAGGGCUCAAACUAUUAUUAAAAAAUGCAACCUAACAUUUAUGUCUUUGUGCAUGUGAACGAAAUUAUUUUGUUUUUGUUUGACUCACCCUUACUUGUUCACCCUUUGUUGUUCACGCUUUAUUUACCAAACUACAUCAUUAGUCCUUGUGAUAUGAGACUUUCUAGUUUAUGUAUCUGUGUUUCAGCUUUAAUAAAUUUAUGGGACCUGGGUGCCACCUUGUUUUUUCUGGUACAACUAGCUUUUUUCACCUUGUGCAAGUUAAAUUAAGCUCCCUAAAUCGAGAUAUGUUUGUAAAUAAUCAAUUACUAGUCAUUGGUCAGUGUUAGGAUGAUCAGAAGCCACACACAUUUCCAUUGUUCCGAACCCAAAUGAUUUUUUUUAGCAGUGACAUCACAAAUUGUAAAGACAGGACAUAUUCAAUAGCCACUUAUUAUUCCCCGCCACCAAGUGAGAGGGGGGUAUAGGAAUGAGUGCUGUCAAUUCAUCUGUCCAUCUCAUUUCAUUUCCAGAGCAUCACUCGGCAACUGUUUAAUAUUGUAUUAUGAUAUUUUGAAAUCAGUCACUUGCUGAACUGGUGCCUUUUGAUAUAUCUUAAAAUGAUAUUUUUGUGUUUCCUUGACAAAAAUCCGGACUUAGACACAAAUAUGUGAAGCAUUAAUUUCAUUUCUGGAGCAUAACUCAUAACUACAUUUGUAUCAAACUCUUGGCAACUAGUUGGACAGGUUGCUUUCACUACCAAAGCAUGGCUCAAAAUCCAGAUAGGAUGUUGUGUUCAUUUCUGGAUCAUAUAUCCAUUUAUUUUUUUACUAUAUUUUUCAUGAACCUUUAUACCCAUAGUAACACAGUGCUGUAAUUGUAUUGCUUUAUAGAAUUUUCUACUAAAAGAUUAGUAGGGUUGUCUGAGAGCCGUUACCAUUAUUAUCUGCUUGUGCUGUAUACCACUUGACAAAGGAACUUGUUAAGGUAUAUAGUGAAUUAUUGUGAAGAAAAACAACUUACAAGUGGCACCGAACCGGCCUGCUUUCUGGUAGUGGGUUUAAUAAAAGAAUUUAGAGCUUGCAAUUAGGCCAUUUACAAAAGAAUCCAGUGAACUUUUCAAGAUUGCGUUUAAAAAUUUAUGCCAUAAUCAUUUUUUCUGGAGUUAAUCCUCCCUUUCUCUUGUAAAUUCAGUACAACAUGAACAAACCAAAUUCUUUGUAAUGUACAGACAUUAGGUGUGAUGAAGUAUGAUUUGUGUAUUGGUUGUCAUACUUGAGGAGUUUCAGAACUAUGUUUAUGUACAGCUAUUUCAACUUUAAUUGUUUGUUCAUUAAACGUGUUAUUUACCAAA
Molecule: messenger RNA, 4536 nt
Organism: Haliotis rufescens (red abalone)
Lineage: Eukaryota; Metazoa; Mollusca; Gastropoda; Lepetellida; Haliotidae
Product: E3 ubiquitin-protein ligase TRIM71-like
Exons: 2
Coding region: 159-2120 (653 amino acids)
Biological process (GO): positive regulation of DNA-templated transcription
Cellular component (GO): chromatin; nucleoplasm
Molecular function (GO): ubiquitin-protein transferase activity; zinc ion binding; protein binding
Source: RefSeq, a predicted model, not a curated record